UUUCAUACGAACGCCUGAGAAAAUAUGGUAUCUCUAUUGAUACCGAUGAUUUGUUUUUGUAUAGUUUAUUAGCUUGGUUUGCUAAAUUGAAUAUUUUUAUCAAACACUGAUUCGUUCAGUGGGCCAAUUUGCUGUCGUUUUUCCAUCAAAACAAAAGGGAGGAGUUUACAUCGUAAGACAGGAUAUUAAAACAAAGAAAAUAUAGUUUGAAUUGUGAGAACUGAUCGGCUGACAUAAUGAGUUCUUACAAGUUACACGUCAACAACCUACCCAGCGAAAUUCUGCAACAUAUUUUCUCUUUUCGGCCGCAGCUGGAAAAUCGAAAACUGCUAUCAUUAGUAUGUCGACGGUGGAAUGAUCUUGUUUUUGACUUUAGCUAUUUGGGUCGCAUUAAACUAAACUGCAUACUUGAUAUGGAGAGCGUGAAGAAACAACAAAAAAUUUUUCGACGCUAUCGUAACAUUCGCCUGCGGUGUAUUCUAAAUUGCAAUUUGGAUGAAGCGGAAACCGAAAAAAUAGUGGCUUUAUUUGAGAAACCUAGCUCGUCCCUGGAAGAAUUUGAAUAUAAUGAAGCGUCACAUGUCUCUUUGGUACUAAGACUUCUUUCCAUAUGCCCGUACGUUAAGAAGCUUCACCUUAACUCUGUCCGGAACAUAUCGAAUGAUAAUCUACCGGUCCUACAAAAUUUGGAGGAAUUAGUAAUCCCAACCAUGUCAAGGUGUGACAUUAUUCACAUAGCGCCGAAUCUACGUAAGCUUGAAACCAGGGGUGAACUAUAUGAUCUACCGCUGGCAAUUCAGAAAUUACCGCUGGAGCAACUGAAAGUGAAUUGUACCUUCGUCCGUGACCUUGACCCUGAUUUAUUCCAAAAAUGUUCAAAGGUAACCAAGCUUAAAGCUAUUGCACUGUUUGGAGAGUGUAUCAGUCCAAAAAGCUUUGAACAUAUGUGUAGAAUCUGUCCAUUGUUGACCAAAUUACGGAUUUCUAUACCAUCAAAGACUAAAUUACAAUGUUUGACUAGUCUGUCGCAUCUUAAGCACAUUUCUUUACUCGCAGUUAACUAUAAAUUGCUUGCAAACAGCGACGUUUGUUUGCCCUCCGUUGAAAUAGUCGAAUUAACUGUAGCUUCGGAUUGGCGUUUCAGCCAAUCUAUUCAUCAAACCUUCCGUAAUGUUCAUUAUUUAAAAAUAUUCCUAGCAAUGACGGAAUCAGAAAAGGAAUUCAUGGAUGAAAUUGGAGAAACUAGCGAUAGUUUUCCACAUCUCAAAACAUUCGAGCUAUACUAUUUAUCACGGAGAGAAAAUUACUCGUUUGCAGUUAAACUGUUUGAAGGGUUAUCCGAUUUACGUGAACUUAUCAUGAAUAAUAUUCGACUACAAGGCAGCUACUUUCCGCCCAUGAAUAUACAACAGCUGACGUUGAAAGAAUGUGAAUUAGUAGUGACUGACGAGAUGGUAAAUAAUCUACCAAAUUUGCAAUUUUUGAAUCUACACAGCAAAUUACGGUUAAUAAAUGCCGAAAAGCUGCCGUCAAGUUGUACGGUUAGGCGAUAUCCCCGGAAAAAUAACGAUUUAUUCGAUAGAUUUCGCAUUUAAUUAAACAAAAAAUAAUUUAGUUUAGAGGAAUAAAUAAUAUUUCGUUCGUGUUUACCCAGUUGUGUUUUUAUUGUAGAGGAACUGUGGGUAAGACGAACAGGUUAAGAACAUCUAAUAUAAUACAGAGAACUUAUAAUUUUUAAAACCUAAAUGCAGUUUACUUCAGUUCAAUUGUCAUUGGGUGAUUGUUUUCAAAAGCAGCUAGUGGAAUAUUUAACAAAAAAUGUUUUUUAAAGUGUAUUUAGGGUAUUGCAAAUGGUCCGAAAAAGUGAACUUUUUUAGUGCUGCGGGUGAAACGGACAAUGUGUGGGGUAUUGGAUGGACAGGUAUUGUAAAUCGCCCCGACUGAGAGCAUAUUAUUCGCCUUUAUUCUACAUACCGAUCGGAGCCGGAUCCGAUCAGAAAUUGCGCUUCGAUCGGAAUACAACGUAUGUUAUAACACACGUCGUUCGGGACGUUUCUGAUCGAAACGGGCCCGAUGGGGAGGUAGAAUCGAGACGAUUAUUUUUGACCCUUAGGAAAUUAAAUAAGUAAAAUAUGGUGGUGCAGCGUGCAAAAAGUGAAGGGGAGCAAUCCUCCCCCUCCCACCAGGGCCAGCCGAUCGAAAAUUGUUUGGCAGCGGCAAUAUGAACAAGCAUUCCAAAGGCUAUUUCAUGCCUAGCCGCUAAUAAUUUGUUUAAAAUCCACGUUAACGUUGUUGGUUAAACUUUUAUUUAUACACACGAGAUAUUAUUAAGAAGCAAAAUCAACAAUUUUAUUAUAAUAGGGUGAUUGAUCGUGGUUCGGCCUAUUCUCAUUGCUUCACAUAGCACCCAUGGACUAAUGCACGUAUAUCUACAAAAUCACAAUGUUUUUCGAAAAAAAAUUAGAAUGUUUGGGAAGAAUAACUAAAGACGAUUCUAUUUCUUGAUUUAGAAGAUACUUUAGAAGACCAGUUGAUUUAGAAUUUGAUUUUUAAUGACAGUCAAAUUAUGAUCCUGGUUCGGCCUAUUUUGAUCGUGGUUCGGCCCAUCGAUGAUCUUGGUUCGGCCUAUUGCGAUAUAAAGUUUCCAAAACAAAUGUUAUUAUAUAUUAAUUAAUCAGAAAUGGUAAAAGCCUAUUUUUGGUGCCUAAUAUAGUAUCUUACUUCAAUUUAUCUACCUAGCAGUGUUAAAUAAGCUUGUACAUGGUCAAUAUUCUAACUAUUUCGGGUUAUAUAAAUUUAGACAAUUUUUUACUUUCUUCGGAAGCAUUACAAAUAGUACAGAUGUAUUUUUGUUGCUAAAUAUAGUAUCUUUUUUCACUUUAUCUACCUAGCAGUGUUAAAUAAGCUUGUACAUAGACAAUAAUGUGGUUAUUUCAUAUAAGAUUAAUUUAGAUAUAGUUUUUAACUUUCUCCUCCCAGUUGACCUCAAGGUACAACGCUCAUCUAACAAUCCAGGCGUUGUAUGUCGUAAUUUCGACUGGAAGAGGCUGUAAAACUCAAUAGAUCGAAGCACUAGCCUCGCAAUUGUCCUGUAUUCUAACAGAUAGGGUAAGAACCCCACAAUUCGCCCCCACCCCAGAAUUCGCCCUCCCAUUGGUAUUCCCGUGAUUUAACUCAAUAUAUAUUUGAAUUAUAAGUUGUUAGUUUAAUUUAUAUUCAAUUUAACUCAGUUUUCAGUUAUUUGAAUAGAAUUCGUUGUGUUGUUUUAUGUAUUUUAAUGAUUUAAUGUGGUUUGAAAAAUAGGUAUUGUAUUUAAGACGCGAUUUUUCCAUUCUCAAGAACGAGCACGAAAAAUAAAAUUGAGGAAAAGUAAUGGAAAAUCGUAUCUCUCUGCACUUUUUUCGCAUCAAUUUGGUAAUAUCUGUUUCAAAUUUCAUAAUUGUGCUUUUGUUUUAAUAUUUUAUCGCAAUUCUGUUGAAAAUAGAACAUAAAUGCACUGGGCGAAAACUGGGUAUUGUAAAUCAUAUGAGUUCCAAAAUUCGCCCGGGUCGAAUCUGUAUAUACUUAACCGAACUUACUGCGUGAACCAGUUUUCGCCCUCAUCUAUCAAAUACAUGCAAAUAUGCCACACAUAAGCAAAAGCAAGUCACAAUCGAUUAGUUUGUUCGCUGAUUUAUGUUUAUCAAAAUGGUGAGUAAAAGUAUCAAAUAAAUAAUAUUUUGAUGCAGAAAGCACAUCAUAUCUUCAUUUGAAUUCAUCUAACAAAAGAAUUACCUGCUAAACAUGGGCUAAGGGGCUUCUACCAAACGAAAUGUUGAAUUAGCAAUAAUCGACAUCGAAAUUGAUAAUAAGAUUAAAACUGCACGAAUUAGUAAGACGCGCAUAAUAUUCUCAAAAAUCACAAUUUUUCUUGUCAUGAGAAUAAAUCUGACUAUUGGAAAAUCACACGAAAAAUCCGUUUACUAUUUUAUAGCAUCUAAGCGCAAUAAAAUUGUUGUCAUGGAUAAAACUUUGAAAAGUAUUUAAUGUGCAAUGCAGACAACAAAGAAAUAAUCGCGGUGAUAAAAUAGAAUAUUUCGAUAAUAUCAUGAAAACUCUAAUAUCUUAGCAUUACAAACCCGGUCUAACAAAAGAAGAAUUCCAAGUUAUGUCAAAAAAUAUCCUAGUUGAGUAGGUAAGAUGGGUAUGCUUUGCAGUUACCAGAAAUAUUUAAUAAGGUAAACCAGCAUACCCAUUUACAGACAGUGAUUUACUAAACAAUUUUUUUUCUUCAUCUUUUUAUUGACUAUAUAGCAGUUAAGCUUAGUUAUUUCUUGGGGAAGAGGUUAGGUUGUGGACUCGAGUCUCACCUUCGAUUAGUUAAUAUAUAUAGCCGAAUAUCAAGAUUUUCCAGUUCAUCUAAUUUUUUAUUGUUCACAGUAAACAUUUACUCUUUCCCAAAAAAUUACUAAACAAUGAUAUAAGUAAUCAUUAAGGUUAUUUAAACUAUUAAAAUAAACAUUGUACCAUUCUGUAGGCACUGAAUUGUAUUUAUUCGCCCACAAAUCAAUAGUGAAAAUGAAUUCAACAAAGGACCAGAAAAAGCACCAACAGGACCAUUCAUUUUAAAUAUCUUUGACGAGUGUCAAAAGCCUUAUUUUACUGCAAUAAAAAUAAACAUUUAGUAAAAACCCACCUUCUCUGUGUUUUUUAGUUUUACUGAAUCAGGUAUCAGGAGGUGAUCAUGAUCAGUUUAUUUAAAUUUAGAUUUACAUUUAACGAAUUCCUGAUACAAAUUGAUUGCCAUAUUAAUCACUGAAUAGACAUAAUCUUAACGUUAAAUAAUAGUAACAACAAUUCUAAUAAAAUAAUUGAGGUUAUUUGGGAAAUUUGCAACAAAUAACAAGUGGGCGAAAUUUGGGUCACAUGGGGGACGAAUUUUGGAUCGCUAUGGGCGAAAUGUGGUACUAGAGGUUCCUGCUCAAAAUUGGGUCUUUGGCUAUCAAAUUUCAAUUUUCGCGAUUCCGAAUAGCCAAAAUAGAUAGAAUAUUAAUAUAUAGUCAUACUUGUCUGAGUUCAGGGCUGAUUUUAUAAUAAUAUGGCGAUUUAUUCAUUUUACAGCAUAAAAACCUGAUAAAAGGGGCGAAUUCUGGGGUCGUUACCCUACCUUUGAAAAAAGACAGAAUUUACAUUUAAUUUCAGAAUAUUGUCCAAUACAUCACUGAAAAUAGCUACUUUUAAAAUCACAACUAUGUUAACAAAUAACCGGUUAUACACCGACGUUAGUCGUUGGUUUUUACCUAAUUCCUAAUUCCUAUCGUUAAAAGAAUAGAAAUUGGCGGACCGACAUACCCUAAAAAACAUUCAAGAGGUAAAGCAUACUUUUAUUAAAAAUUAUUUACGAGCGUCUUAGAAGAACUCACGAAAUAUCGCGAACUAAUUGGAAACGAAUUCCUUUUAGUUCUACUAUAAUUUCUGCAGAAAUUUGCCACGCUGAUGAAGGUUGCAAGUCGUAACCGAAAAACGCGUAUAAGUGACGUAAGUCAAAUUGGUAGAACUGAAAGGAAUUUAUUUCCAAUUAAUUCGUAAGGUACUACUUUUAUUGAUUUUUCGUUAUAGUUCCCACAAUCAUGAAAUUUUUGUGGAACCUUUUUUUCCAGAUAGUAUUUUUCUGGAUUGGUGAAUUUUUAAAUAUUGUUUCAUGCACAAGCCCUGAAACCGCGUAUAAGGUUGCAUAAAAUUCUGAAACAUUACAACCCAGUUUGUACGCUUCUUUGGUAAAAAAUACCCUCAUAUUUAUUGUUAAAAGAAAAACUCAAUUUUAGGAAGAUAAUAAUUUUGUUUCUGAAAUGCAUGAAAUAAUAAAAUAUGGAAUAAAACACAACAUUUAGAUUUAACACAAGUGGUACGUGCAGCCAGAAAUUGGUUAAAACGUGGGCGAAGCGCGGCGCCACUAGCGGUGAUUUAGUGAAGCUGAUAGGCCGAACCACGAUCAUUUGUAGGCCGAACUAAGAUCAAAAAAUUAAUGUCGUAUUUUCUCAAUAAGUCGUAAUCUCGCUUUUUGUUUGGAAUAUAACGUUCCAAUAAUGGAAGAAUAUAGAUGAAUCUAUGUUUUAAAAUUGUUUUCAACCUAUACUUCACAGACUAAAACACUUUCUAGAUGUUUAAAAAGACAGCUGUGAUGGCGACAUUGGAAGCCGCUUUUACAUUUGUUAUAAAUGUAAUUAUUUGAGCUAUCUACAUUAAUGUUUAUGGCAAAUAAAUGAAGGCAAUGCAUAGGAAAACAUUAUAAGCUGUUUAUAAAAUUAUGUUACCUUUAAAUCUGUAAAUAUUCAAUGAAUUAUCGAUGAUUAAGCUGAAGGGCCGAACCAGGAUCAGUUUUUGCAUAGGCCGAACCACGAUCAAUAUCUCUACUUAACUGACCCGACAAACUUCGUAGUAUUGCCACAAAUUAAACCGUUUUGUACAUAAAUCGUAAAUCUCGCUCGAAUGACUUUCGUCACAAUCUCAUGUUUUGCAAGUUGCUAGGGAGUUCAUGGGUGUUUUAAUCAGAGAUGCCAUUCGCUAUGUAAGCACAAAUCGAUCUCUUGUACUCUCAUGGAACUGCCAUAUGGAAAGUUUGUGAAGAUUUGGUGCAAAGUUUUGUCUAUCCUUUUUACUCUUUAACAAACCUGUGCACAGACUUCACAAAUAGAACAAACUUGGGAAGGUGGCAGCACCGUUUCGCGCACAUAGCGAAUACAGUAGAGAUUUCUAUAACGCGGAUUUGUAGAACGCGGAUUUCUAUAGCGCGGGUACCAUGAUAUUUCUAUAACGCGGUUUUCCGCGUAUAACAAAUACACGUAGCAUAUGGAUAUUGAGUUAAUUGGGGCUAAACUCGAAUUUUGAGCGUUUUUGAACAGAUAUGACCAUGGUGUCUUUUAAGAAGUUGUAGGGCAUAUAACAGUUGACUCUCUAAGUGAUAUACGGAAACCACAAAGUUACGGGUUGGCCUGCUGGAGAUUCCGGAAUAUCCGUUGAAAUUAUCUUAUUGGUAAAGUUGGUUAAAAUUGGUAAAAUAUUUUUGAAGUAACUAAAGUCGGGUAAUUGAUACGAAUUAAAAACAAAGUAAUAAAUAAGCGACCUUAGAAAGCCAUAAGGUGGUCCUCCGAAAAAUUCAGAACAUAUCGUGAAUAUUUCGAGUGUAAUUUGACUACACUAGAAGUAUAUUUCGACUAUUUGUGACUCAAUUUGGCCAUUGGAUGGUUUACCGGGAAAAAAUUCAAAGCUUACCUGAAAUUGGUCACUGGAAAUGCAAAUUUUUUUAAUUUGUAACAGAUCAAAAUGAAAUGGAAUAUCAGCAAUCCUCAACUAAAUAGGCCGCUCACGACACGACUCGACAUAGCUGCCAAAACGUUCACUGGAAAAUUAGGAUUUGCCGUCAAAGUGAACAAUAAGUGAAAAUUCAUGUUGAAGUCCGGGCUACAAUUUGAAAAAGGUUUGUUAUAAAAUGUUCGCUGACAAAUAAACGAGGUUAUUUCGUCAGUUUGUUGAAAUUUCUAAUUUUGCUAGUGUAAUUUGAUAGAUGUGGUAUAGUAAACUGAACUUCCGGUAACAUUUACUAUACUUACAAAUCUAAUAGCAAAUAUAUCAACUUUUGUAUAAACUCUUCACCAAGUAUUGUGCAUUUCUGGGAAAAUUUUAACAGAAAUCUAACCAUCGUAGUUAGCCAUGGCCAUUCCGAAAUCCGCGUUGACGGUAUCUAAUAUUUUUAUGGAUUUUGCCUGAGAAAAAGUGAGAGAGAAGUGUUAUUGCUUUUGUUUUCACCUUUUCCUGGACAAUUCAGAAUGGGGCUUCUUGUAAGAGCGAACAGGCUACGAAAACUUUGUUGCUUUCGUCAACGCGAUGAAUUUAUAUUCCCAUUUCAUAUUGUUCAAUUCGAGGUUGGAUAAACAUAAUUCCGAACUCAAAGAACAAUUUCGCUCGUUGACCACUUUUACGGAUGUUCCGUAUUUGUCGGAGAAUCGCAUGUUGGCUUUCCCGCAUAAUCAAAAACUAUUAA
This is a messenger RNA of Sabethes cyaneus, 8020 nucleotides long. RefSeq lists its product as uncharacterized. The record is from RefSeq and is a predicted model, not a curated record. NCBI's taxonomy places the organism in Eukaryota, Metazoa, Arthropoda, Insecta, Diptera, Culicidae. The coding region runs from base 237 to 1595 and encodes 452 amino acids. The transcript is spliced from 3 exons. Gene Ontology annotation, cellular component: SCF ubiquitin ligase complex. Gene Ontology annotation, biological process: SCF-dependent proteasomal ubiquitin-dependent protein catabolic process. Gene Ontology annotation, molecular function: protein binding.